CCGCUGGGGCUGCUGCGCCUGGGGCAGCUGGCGCUGGGCGCUGCCUUCUGGGUGACGGUGGCGGCUCACAAGUACGAGGGGGCGGCCCACUUCGCCCUCUUCGCCGCCGUCCUGGUCUGGCUCCUCACCCUGGCUCUCUUCGGGCUGAGCCUGCUGGGGCGCUGGGCACUGGUGCCCUGGCUGGGCUCUCGCUGGCUCCUCACCAACCUGGUGCAUGACCUGGGGCUGGGCGUGGGCCUCUACGCGGCCGCCACCGGCAUCAUGGGCCACAAAGCCCAGCAGAAAAGCUAUUGCAACCUGCCGGGCUACAGCCAGCACUGCCUCUACGGUGCCUACCUGAGUGCCUCUGUCUGCGGGGGCAUCGCCGCCUGCCUGUACCUCUUCUCUGGGCUCUACUGCCUGUCACGGCGUUGCCGGGACCAGCGCGAUAUCAUCUGA
Molecule: messenger RNA, 438 nt
Organism: Charadrius vociferus (killdeer)
Lineage: Eukaryota; Metazoa; Chordata; Aves; Charadriiformes; Charadriidae
Gene: MARVELD1
Product: MARVEL domain containing 1
Exons: 1
Cellular component (GO): membrane
Source: RefSeq, a predicted model, not a curated record